AUGUCGAAUAGCACGGGCCUGAGCUAUUCAGCCACACUAUCCCAAGGUCUACCACCUGCAAAGAAGCAGCAGAGCGUAGAAACACAAUCUCAGUCGGCGACCUCCCAUGCCAGACCGCAGCAACAGCAGCAGCCAGAUUCACAACCACCAAGAUAUGAACCUUCUCCUUCACAUAUUCCGCGAACAGGAGCCGAGGAAGAAGAGAAUGUCUACGUCCUGACCCUCCUAACAGACAAGCCAUUGCACGACCGUAUGACCUCUCUGCGCAAGAAAUACUUUCCCCAACGAAUCAACAAGCUGGCAGCACACCUCACCCUAUUUCACGCUCUGCCCGAAAGCAAAUUGGACAGCGUCAUCAUUCCCACUAUCCUGGACGUGACCAGACGAACAGCUCCAUUCCGCGUCGCAGCAACAGAGCCUUUCCGUAUGAAAAAAGGGUUUGCAAUCUCCGUCUCGACUCCGCAUGGUGGGAGGCAAGCACAGCAAAUUCAUCGACAUUUGCAGGAGGCGUGGAAGGCAGAUGGCCAGUGGCUUUCAGAUCAGGAUGCGGGAGGCUGUCGAGUGCAUUACACGUUGAUGAAUAAAGUGGAUGAUGAGGUGGAAGUGCAAAACGCGCUUGAUGAGCUCAAGGGCUACUGGAAGGGUGAUGAUGGGAAUGCGGAGGGCUUGGCGCUGUGGAGGUAUGAUCGAGGGUUUUGGAGAUGGGAACGCAAGUUCUCUUUCCGAGGUUAG
Molecule: messenger RNA, 732 nt
Organism: Sphaerulina musiva SO2202
Lineage: Eukaryota; Fungi; Ascomycota; Dothideomycetes; Mycosphaerellales; Mycosphaerellaceae
Exons: 1
Coding region: 1-732 (243 amino acids)
Source: RefSeq, a predicted model, not a curated record